Harpegnathos saltator (Jerdon's jumping ant) is the source of this 1983-nucleotide messenger RNA. RefSeq lists its product as uncharacterized. The record is from RefSeq and is a predicted model, not a curated record. Lineage: Eukaryota; Metazoa; Arthropoda; Insecta; Hymenoptera; Formicidae. Bases 1 to 1983 code for a protein of 660 amino acids. The transcript has 7 exons.
AUGGUCAUGCAGAAACUGAGACCAUGGGCGCCCCCUCUGACGGAGACGCUAGACUCCAGGUUCCUAGAGCGGGUGAUGGGGACCCUUUUCCCGGUUGGGAGGGGCAACCCCAUCACCCCGUAUACCCUACCAUGUCCCGAACAACAGGGGGAGAUUCCGGGAGUCACGGAGGAGGAGGUGGCCGGGGCCAUCAAAAAGGUCAAGAGCAAAAAGGCUCCAGGACCUGAUGGUAUCCCCGGCCGAAUCCUCACCCUGGCCUCAGGGUUUUUGGGAGAAAGAUUAGCGCUCCUAUUCACAAGGGCGCUAAGAGAAAGGAGGUUCCCCCCAGUCUGGGGGAGGGCCAACGUGGUCCUCCUCCGAAAAGAGAGCAAGCCGGAGGACUCCCCCUCCGCGUACCGGCCUAUAUGCCUCCUUGAUGAGGCGGGCAAGCUCUUUGAGCGUGUCAUUGCUGCCCGCCUCCGGAGGCAUAUGUCCCAGGAAGGUCCUGAUCUCGAUGGUGGCCAAUAUGGCUUCCGAGAGGGGAGAUCAACAGUAGAUGCGAUAAGGCAUCUCAAAUCCCUCUCGGGGGCUAUCGUGGCGGAGGGCAGGGUGGCUGUUGCGGUGUCUUUAGACCGCAUGCCCUGGGGUAGAUUGGUUGAGGCGAUGAGGAACCAUUUCCGAUUCCCACCCUACCUCACGGCCACCAUCGAGGAUUACUUCCGGGGUCGGCGUCUUACGCUGACAGACGCCGACGGCGCGCCUUCCCCCCUCGGCUGUAGUGUGUUGUGCUACGCGGACGAUACUCUCGUCCUAGCCGGGGGGAAUGACUGGGGGGACGCCAUACAUGUGGCGAACCAAGCGGUGGCAGGCGUUGUGCGUGCCAUCCGCAACCUGGGCCUGGUGGUGGCUGAGAAGAAAACCGAGGCAAUAUUCUUCCAUGCCAGGAAAGGAAAGCCACCACGGGCCCACGUGCGGGUGGGUGCGGUCAGGGUCCCAUUGGAGGCCCAGAUGAAUUAUCUGGGCCUCAAACUGGACGGCACCUGGUGCUUCAGGGAACAUAUAAACAGGCUGGUCCCCGGGGAUGAUAUCUGCCGGGCUUGGCAGACUUAUGCCCAAUGUCGGGGGACCGGACAGGAAGGCUCGUCGCUUCCACGCGGGAUUCCUCAACUCUGUGGCGCUGUAUGGAGCGCCAGUAUGGGCGGAAGCGUUGGCCGCCAGUCGCCCGAUGCAAGCGCAAAUGCGCAGAGUGCAGAGGGUGCUGGCUGUCAGGGUAGCCAGACCGAACGGAAGCGGGAGCUCCUGCGUACAGGGGGGGUGGAUGUAUCGCUCGCCGGGGCCAUAAGAGCCAUGAAGCAUCAGACUCGACAGGUCCUCCUCCAGAGAUGGCAAAGAUUCCUGGCCAAUGCCAGGUACGGGAGGAGGACCAUCGAGGCCGUCUGGCCCUUCCUGCACGAGUGGGUAGGAAGGGCCCAUGGGACCCUGACAUUCAGGAUGGCACAGGAUUGCCCCACCUGGAGCAUUGAGCGCAGAGUCAUGGUCAACGAUAUAGGGAAUGAUCUUCCACUCUUCAGCAUUAUUGGGGCAGUGCUGGAGAGUGAGAAGAAAUGGGAGGCGUUCUCCUCCUUCUGUGAAACGGUGAUAUCGCAGAAGGAGGAGGCAGAAGAAGGACGCAAGAAGGCAGAAGACUUCAAGAAGAACAGUGCCAGAGGAGAAGAUAAAGUUGUAAAAGCUGAAAGAAAAAAGAAAAUUCAACAGAAGUUAAAAUCGAAAUUAUCAUUAACUAUAGACAUUGUAAAACAAAGAGCAGAAGCUGAAACCGUAGCUGAUAUUAUUGGAGUAAAUAAAGAUUUAAUAAACCGACUAGUCAAUAUUUUUUUGCCGAUUGGUUACUUCUCGGAAGAAGCGCAAAAAGCAAGCAAUAAGAUUUUUAAAAAUCUCAUGCCCAACACAACAGAAUGUAAUCGUGAUAAACUAUUAAUGAAGAUAUUAUGCAGUAUCUCCUAA